UUAACGAAUGGUUGAAGAUAACUAAUUGGUUUUCAUUUCAAAGUGAAUUGUCAACCAUUAGUUAACUCAUCUCCCGGGCAUUGGUUGACGAUUGGUUAACAAACAGCUGUUCGAAUGUCAAUUUUUAUUAAAAGAAAAAUAAAAUAAAUCUAAAAAGCAAUUUGGUGGGAAGUAGUGCUCACAACAAUGGAGUUCAGUGACAGUGACGACGAUUACGAAGAGCUGCUAAAAGUGGUAAUUUUCCGUCGGAAAAAAGAAAUCCGGGAGCGAUUUAAUUUCUUUCGACUUUAUGAUGAAAAGGACUUUAGAGAGCGUUUCCGCCUAUGCAAAGAUGCUGCAUGGGAAGUAUUGCAGCUCAUACGUCCAGAUAUACAGCAUGCUACCACAUGGAAUAAUGCGUUGUCGCCGGAUCAUAUGUUGACGAUUACAUUGAGGUUUUAUGCCACUGGCAGUAUUCAGCAAUUGAUUGGAGAUGUGUCAGGAGUGUCUACUAGCACAGUAUCAAGAGUUGUUACUCUUGUUUCAGAUAAAAUAGCAAGGUUGCGAGAACGUUUCAUACGAUUCCCUACUACAACGGAAGAUAUACAUCAAAACAGAUAG
Messenger RNA from Bactrocera tryoni, 600 nucleotides. Its product is annotated as putative nuclease HARBI1. NCBI's taxonomy places the organism in Eukaryota, Metazoa, Arthropoda, Insecta, Diptera, Tephritidae. The coding region runs from base 187 to 600 and encodes 137 amino acids. The record is from RefSeq and is a predicted model, not a curated record. The transcript has 2 exons.